Messenger RNA from Sabethes cyaneus, 3245 nucleotides. RefSeq names its product glycerol-3-phosphate dehydrogenase, mitochondrial (gene Gpo1). The record is from RefSeq and is a predicted model, not a curated record. Gene Ontology annotation, cellular component: glycerol-3-phosphate dehydrogenase (FAD) complex; mitochondrion. The coding region runs from base 215 to 2401 and encodes 728 amino acids. Gene Ontology annotation, molecular function: calcium ion binding; glycerol-3-phosphate dehydrogenase (quinone) activity. Lineage: Eukaryota; Metazoa; Arthropoda; Insecta; Diptera; Culicidae. The transcript is spliced from 10 exons. Gene Ontology annotation, biological process: glycerol-3-phosphate metabolic process.
CAUCGGUGCAUUCGGCACGUGAGUUAAAUUACACUUGCUGUUGUUCAUCAAUGGCAAUAGUUACGUUUCAAGUGCUUACUGAUUUAGAAUCAAACACCGAUAACGAAAAUCAAACAUCUAAUUGGAACCGAUCGAGUGCACGAUAAGGAAUACACACUUCAUUGUACAUACGACUGGAAAAGUGGAUCGAAAAGUAUUGUUUUCGACAUAAGUCAUGGCCUCGCGACUGAGAAGGUUCGGCAUAACGGCGGCCGGCGUUGCCAUAGGUGCCGCUCUGACCACUUACGUUCUAAAACCCAGUGAUAUCUCGCCGCAUCAUGUUCAAAUGGAAGAGACACAACGAGUGCGCCGCAAGCGUACACUGCCAUCCCGAGCAGAACAGGUGAAAGCUCUGCAGAGUGGCGAAGAGUUCGAUGUGUUGAUUAUCGGUGGUGGCGCCACCGGGGCCGGCUGUGCACUAGAUGCGGUGACCCGAGGAUUGAAGACGGCCUUAGUUGAACGGGACGAUUUCGCCAGCGGUACGUCCUCCAAGUCGACGAAAUUGAUCCACGGCGGUGUACGGUAUUUGCAGAAAGCUAUCCUGGGGCUCGACAUCGAACAAUACCGGAUGGUGAAGGAAGCCCUGCAUGAGCGAGCAUCCAUGCUACGAUCGGCUCCGCACCUAACACGGCCACUACCAAUUAUGUUGCCAGUCUACACGUGGUGGGAGAUACCGUACUUCUGGGUGGGUAUCAAGGCCUACGACUUUGUGGCUGGUGAUCGUAACGUCAAAAGUUCGUACUACCUUUCCCGAGAGGAUGCCUUGGAGCUGUUCCCUAUGCUUAGGGGUGACAGGCUGCGUGGCGCUAUCGUGUACUACGAUGGUCAGCAGGACGACGCGAGAAUGUGUUUGGCAAUCUCGCUUACAGCAGCCCGACACGGAGCCGCUAUUACGAAUCACGUCGAAGUGUUGGAGUUGUUGAAAAAGAAAAACGAAUCCGGUAAGAAUGUCUUGUGCGGAGCCAAGGUUCGGGACAACAUAACUAAGAAGGAGUGGACCAUCAAGGCGAAGUGCAUUAUCAAUGCAACUGGACCGUUUACGGAUUCGAUUCGAAAGAUGGAUAACCCAUCCGUGAAGGAGAUCUGCUGUCCAAGCUCAGGUGUUCACAUAGUGCUUCCCGGUUACUACAGUCCGGCUCAAAUGGGCCUGCUUGAUCCUUCGACCUCCGAUGGGCGUGUGAUUUUCUUCCUACCAUGGUUGAACGGCACAAUUGCCGGUACUACAGAUGCUCCUUGUGAUGUCACUGCCAGUCCGGCUCCAGGCGAGGAUGAUAUUCAGUUCAUUCUGAAUGAAAUUAAGAACUAUCUAAACAAAGACGUAGACGUGCGUCGGGGUGAUGUGUUGUCGGCUUGGAGCGGCAUUCGACCAUUGGUAUCGGAUCCGAACAAGGGAGAUACCCAGUCGUUGGCUCGUAAUCACAUAGUUCACGUGAGUGAGUCCAACAUGGUUACGAUCGCUGGCGGCAAGUGGACAACGUAUCGUGCCAUGGCGGAGCAUACGAUGGACGCUGCGAUUAAGGCGUGCGAUUUGAAGCCAGAGCGUGGAUGCGUUACCGAUGGGCUGUUCAUUGAAGGUGCGCAAGGUUGGACUCCGACCAUGUACAUUCGGUUGGUGCAAGAUUUAGGACUUGAAGUCGAGGUUGCGAAACAUUUGGCCAUAUCCUAUGGAGAUCGUGCAUUCGCUGUGGCUAAGAUGGCUUCACUUACUGGCAAGAGAUGGCCCAUCAUCGGGAAGAAGCUGCAUCCCGAGUUUCCGUACAUCGAUGCUGAAGUUCGCUAUGGUGUUCGCGAGUAUGCAUGCAGCUGCGUGGAUAUGAUUGCACGUCGUCUGCGUCUGUCGUUCCUGAACGUCCAGGCUGCCAGUGAAGCUCUACCGUACAUUGCUGACAUUAUGGCUGAAGAGUUGAAGUGGUCCAAGGAUGAGAAGGAGAAACAAAUUAAAGAGUGUGAGCACUUCCUGCAGACGCAGAUGGGUCAACAGAUUAAUCGUCAACUUAAGGAGAAGAUCCCGAUUAAUCUAUCCAGGGAAGAAGUCAAUCAGUACACAAAACGCUUCGAAACCAUCGACAAAGAGAAAAAGGGAUACGUUUCGAUAACAGAUAUUAAGCGCGCCAUGAGGUCAUUCGGCGAUGCGGAAGUCAGUGGCGAGGAGCUGCACGAAAUUCUCCGCGAAAUCGAUUCCAACAUGAACGGCCAAGUGGAGCUGGAUGAAUAUCUACAGAUGAUGUCUGCCAUCAAGUCCGGCUAUAUUUCGCAUUCGCGUUUCGCAGCAGUGGCCGAACAGGAGGAGAUUCGCAAGGAACAGGAACGAUUGCGGAAACAGAUCACCGUAGACCGUUCGGGAGGCGGCCAACGAAAGUAAUCUAAAGCAUGUAAAGUUUGUAUUUCCAACCAUUGUGCAACUUUUAUUUGCAUCAAAAAAGAAACCAAACUGGCUCAUCUUGAGCUUCCUUGGCUUCUGCGGAUGUUUUUUGUGUAAUUUGUCUGCCAUUUCUGUCUAUACGUUGCUGUAAAUAAUAAUCGCAAAUCAAAACCAUCGGCGAUCCUUAGGAAAGGAUCUUCAUUGAAUACCUUCAGCCUGCGAUGAUGAAGUUAUUUCUAAACCAUUUCAAAUAGGAUAGGAAAUAUGCCCGCCAAUUAAUUCAUAUAGGUACAACAGUAGCACAGAUAUUUAUUGACACAACAAUCCUGAAGCAGUCAGCGAUAAGCAAAGCUGUUCGCCAUCAUCCACAAUGAAGCGUAGAUAGUAUUCAAGUGUUGGUUUCGUAAAAUGACAGCAAGCAGUACUGGUUGCAAUCCGAAACCGCGCUAAUUUUUCAUCCUUUCGCCGUACCACCCACAACGAAUGGAAUUUUGUGUCAAUUGGAUGUGAUAUGAAUCAAUUGUGGAACUGUUGUAAAAACGCACGAGCCUUUCUGUGCGAGGACUGUUGUUUAGAACUUCCCGGUUCAACCGUUAUUUGACAUGAUGUGUUGUUAUUUAUAUGUAAGAUUAUGAGUGACCUGUUCGAAUGUAUCAAAAUAAAGUCGAGACGUAAUUUUUUAAAAUAUAUACAAAUCGCUUGCGAGCAACUAUUGAGAAUAUGAAAUGCACCUCAGUAAACUCUCUAUUUGUUUGAAAGUCUGACUAAGUUUUGUGGGUGUGAGUUUAUGUAUAACUUAGCUACUGACGCAUUGCGAACAAAUAAAGGAUUUGAAAUCGAAAAG